AUUCGGGUUGUGGAUUGAAUGAAUUGUAAUCUCUCCACUCCAUCACUCCUCUCUAUUGACAUUUUGCACUAAAACAAUAAAGCACCAUGAACACAGUCAAGUGCAUCAGAGCCUCUCAGGCAGUGGUUGCUGCUAGUGUCCGUAAUGUUAACGCUAUUGCAAUCCGCACACUCUCAUCCUCUACAGCCGUUGCUCAAAACAUCCGCCACGACCUCAAACAGGCUGUCAAUAGAGAUACAACUUGGAGCGAGAAUCAAGUUGAAAAGAAGAUUGCAUUCAAAGGCCCCCGCUUUGAACAUGUGGAUAUUGAGGCUCAGCCUAAACCACGCGCUGCUGUUGAGUUGAUUGCUGAGGAGCCUAUUCGUUUGGUUGAGGGUCGUCGUGCACGAUGCGAUGGAGGCGGAGGAUCCUUGGGACAUCCUGCUGUUUGGAUCAAUUUGGAUCGUCCUGGCGCUCAUGCAUGUGGAUACUGCGGCAUCCGUUUCGAGCAGAAGCCUCAUCAUCAUUAAAAAAACUAUUUGAACUGAACGAACGCAAAUCAAAUAUUUUCUCGUCCACAAUUUUUUUCUACCCAUAUCCGACUUUGGACGGUUAUUCACUUAAACACACAGCACGAUACACAAUAUGACGCUCACGAUAGAGGGACAAGGAGCGAAAGCAGAAGUAUGGAGAGGCUUAUUCUUAUUCACAUAUAAUAUGAAGAAAAACGACUCAUCAAUAAAUUCCUGCGAGCAUGCCUUGUCAUAGAACUGGA
Molecule: messenger RNA, 754 nt
Organism: Lobosporangium transversale
Lineage: Eukaryota; Fungi; Mortierellomycota; Mortierellomycetes; Mortierellales; Mortierellaceae
Product: zinc-finger domain-domain-containing protein
Exons: 4
Coding region: 87-509 (140 amino acids)
Biological process (GO): mitochondrial electron transport, NADH to ubiquinone
Source: RefSeq, a predicted model, not a curated record